Messenger RNA from Aplysia californica (California sea hare), 2971 nucleotides. RefSeq names its product RING finger protein 121. The record is from RefSeq and is a predicted model, not a curated record. Gene Ontology annotation, cellular component: endoplasmic reticulum membrane; Golgi membrane. Lineage: Eukaryota; Metazoa; Mollusca; Gastropoda; Aplysiida; Aplysiidae. Gene Ontology annotation, molecular function: ubiquitin protein ligase activity; metal ion binding. The coding region runs from base 2 to 976 and encodes 324 amino acids. The transcript is spliced from 8 exons.
UAUGCCCAACCACGUAGACGGUUGGCACGGUGAAAAACCAAUUAAUCUUUCAGAAGUCGAUAUAUCGAAGCUGUCUGAAAAAGAAAGAUGGCGGUUGGAGCAUCAGAAGCUUCACGAGAAGCACCGAGGGCACGAGUCAAUGCACGCAGAGAUGGCGCUAAUCCUCCUGGGCACUCUCAUGAUGGCCCAGAUCGUGUUGUUUCAGUGGAAGACUCGGCACUUCAAGUCCUACCAGCGAGCAACUUUGCUUGGCAUGUGGCUGAUACCUGUGGGACUGUGUAUUAAGUUUGCCUGGUGGCGGUUCACUGUGCUGUGGAGCAUUUUUUCUGUCAUCACUGCAAUUGUCACAUUCAAGGCUUCAAGAAAACCGUUGUCAGGAUCUACACCAAGGUGGGUCUACAAGUGGUUCCUGCUCCUCUACAAGAUCAGCUACACCUCGGGGAUCAUCGGAUACCUCAUCAUCAUGUUCACCAUCUUUGGCCUGAACAUGCUGGUGCUAGUCAAGCCGCAGGUGGCCAUGGACUUUGGGCUUUUGUUGCUCUUCUACGGCCUCUACUUCGGCGUGGUGUCCCGAGACUUUGCCGAAGUGUGCGCAGACAUAAUGGCAUCACACAUCGGGUAUUACUCAGCUACUGGUCUGCCAGCCAAGCGACUGGACCCUGGAAUGUGUGCUGUGUGUGGCAACGAGAUCUACAUGAUGAGCAACGACAAUGCUGUCAUAGAGAAGACAAUAAAACUCAACUGUGGACAUGUAUUCCAUGAGUUUUGUAUACGAGGCUGGUGCAUUGUGGGCAAGAAGCAGACCUGCCCCUACUGCAAGGAAAAGGUGGAUCUGAAGCGGAUGUUCCCAGGGCCCUGGGAACGUCCACAUGUAAUGUACGGCAACCUGCUAGACUGGAUCAGGUACCUGGUGGCGUGGCAGCCGGUCAUCAUCGGAAUCGUGCAGGUCAUCAACUGGACUCUAGGCCUGGAGUAGCCUUAGAGUAUUCGUAGUGUUCUCGUGUGUAGAGGUAAUCUAUUUUAAUGAUAGAGUGUAUUGUUGAGAAGUCAUGAGUAGAAUGAAAGAUGAGCGUCUGAGUGGGAAUGGUAAUAUGUAUAUUUAUGGAAUGUUAUUACUUUGGUAAAACUGUAAGUCGGGGGUGGGGGGGAGGGGGAGGGGGAUAGGAAAUAAGAUGAUGAACAGAAAUUUAGGGAAAAGAUAAAACUAGAAAUUAGUUAAGAAUUCCGUAGGUCCAGUCUUUUGCAACACUUUUACGAUUGUUCCGGAACAACUUCAUUGUAAUAUUUGUCAUUCUGCUUCCAGCUUGCCUGUUUGUUACAUCAUUGGGAAAACGAUUUUUACUCACCGUUUGAUUAUGCUUUGUGCUUCAUGGUCUAACAGGGUUAUGAAUAUCUCUCGUCAGAUGUUACCAUAGCGUGUAGUUGUGAAGGUCAUUGCAGCAAUGUAGAUAUUGAGGGUAAUACAGAGGCGCCCAUUUUCCGAAUGCAUCAGGAAAUUAUCUGGAUUUCGGAAAUUGUCCAGAUUUGACUAGACCAGUUUAUAUAUUAAUCUGUUUGUGUAUGUCAUAUUGCGUUUUAUAUAAAAGUAGUCUUUACACAAGAUGUAUUAGAUAAUAUAUUCCGUAAAUCUUUGUUCCCCUUCAGGAUCAUUUCCGUGGAGUAGGAAAAGUUGAGGAUUUUCUUUUUCAUAGCAAGCUAGCACCUCUGGUUGUCUACAUAUGUAUUGGAGUAGUAUGUUAGAGAACAGCUGAACAGAUAAAUGAAUAGCAAACCAUGAUGGUCAACAUUUGUUUCAGAUCUGGCACUUGAAGAAGAAGAAGAACGUGUACUACAAUUAAGUGAGCUCAGGCUUUAUGCAAGAAAAGGAUUAGGAAAUACUUGGUGACCAGAAUGGCAUUUGUUUUUAGUUUUGGCGUCUUCUAAGAUAUAACUCCUCCCCUUUUUACUAUUGUUGUGAGGGCAACAAACACUUUUUCCUGUCAUAAGAUCUGUUUCAGACAAAUUUGUUUUGGCUUUUGGACACUUUUACAGAAUUUUCAUUUGUAUUUGCGUUCAUCUCAUCAGGAAUGACAACAACAAAGGAUCUCUUGACAGCUAUGAAUUUGAAUCUAAAGUAGGAUUCAUGAACUGAGUGCAUUAUGUCACAUGCAGAGGGUAAGGGACCAAGCAUGGAUGAUUUAAGUAAAUAGUGAAUAUGUUAUAGUCUGUAAAGAUCACAGUUUCCUGUAAACACCACUACAAAUUUUUGCUUGCAUUUUUCUGAAAAGUAAUAUUCUUUUCUACUGAAACUCAUCAAGGGUUAUUGCAGUGACUGACAAUUAUUCUAUGGUUGAAGAAAGCUGCAAAAAGUGACUCUAUACUAUAGAAAAUUAGAUGGAUAUUGGUUGUCAUCAGCGAUGAUCUGUUCACAAGAAAUAAGUGCAUGAUGCAGGAAACACUUGUGUGUACCUCAGAAUAUUCUAAUGUAAGUUUUUGUUUUUCUUAAAAUUCGGGAAAAAUGUCUGAGUGGACCCUCCUUGUAUGUUUCUACGGACCUGACAAGCCCUCUGAAAAGAUCGAAAUUCUCCAAUAUUUUUUGGGGUUAAAGAAUCCCAAUCUGAUUUGCACAAAAUCCAAUUUUUUUUUCUGUUCUGAAGACUGAUUAUUUUAUUCUGAGGAAAACUUCUAUUUUGUUAUCAUAGAGUGAUUGGCAGAUCUAGUUGCGCUUUUAUCCUGUCAUCUGUUUUUUCUUUUCGCCGUUCUCUUGCCUCUUUCUAGCUCUGUAAAACUGGUGUUGUGCCUCAUGGUCUGCACAAAGAAUUAUUAGAAGACUGAACAGCAGUGGAUGAAAAACUUUGACAACCCUGAAGCUCUGAUGUUUUCUUCCCUUCUUUCUACCAAACUGUGAUUCUUCAGUGAAUGGAGCAGAUAUUCAUAACAUCUUCUCUAUAGGUCUCUAAGGGCGCCUGGUAUACUGAAUACAGAAAUGGAA